UUUCACUCUGUGGCAGACCGUCCUGGUGUCUUUUCCUCCACGACCAGACCCUCGAGGCCGAAGCUCGGGCGCCUGCGAGCUCAGAGAUGGUGGCGCCCGGGCUCACCGCGUGCCUGGUCGCACUCGCGCUCCUGCAGCUGCACGCACUGCGCGCAGCUCGCUUCGACGUGAUUGGGCCCACCGAGCCUGUGCUGGUCGCGACUGGGAACGAUGCGGAGCUGCCCUGCCGUUUGUCGCCCAACGUGAGCGCUGCGCACAUGGAGCUGGGCUGGUUCCGAGAGGCGCCCUCGCAGCCCAUGCUACUACAUCGGGACCCGCAGGGGCGCGCGCGAGACCCGGCGCCCGAGUUCCGCGGGCGCGUGACGCUGGUGGCCGAUGGCAUCGCGGAGGGGCUCGCUGCCGCGCGGUUGCACAAAGUCCGUACAGCGGACGACGGCGACUACAGGUGCUUCUUCCGGGACGCCGCGAGCUCCGGGGAGGCCACUGUGCGCCUCCGAGUGGCAGCCCUGGGCUCUGACCCUCACAUCAGCAUGGAAGUUUUAGAAAGCGGCGAGAUCCGGCUGGAGUGCACCUCUGUGGGGUGGUACCCAGAGCCCCAGGUGUGGUGGAGAACUCCCACAGGGGAGAAGUUUCUGUCCAUGUCUGAGUCCAAGAGUCCUGACCAGGAGGGUCUCUUCACCGUGGCAGCUUCCGUGAUCAUCAGGGACACCUCUGUGGAGAAUGUGUCGUGCUGUGUCCGCAACCUGCUCCUUGGCCAGCAGAAGAAAGUAGGGAUUUCUGUGGCAGCUCCCGACCUCCCGAGGCUGACUCCCUGGCAGGUGGCUGUGGCUGUCGUCCUAAUGGUCUUGGGACUGCUCACCAUUGGGUCCAUAGUUUUCAUCUGGAGACUAUACAAGGACAGAUUCAGAGAGAAGAAAAGUGACUUCAGCUCCAAAGAGAAACUCCUGGAAGAACUCAAAUCAAAAAAGGCUUCAUUGCAUGCAGUGAAUGUGACUCUGGAUCCAGACACUGCCCACCCUCAUCUCUUUCUGUAUGCGGAUUCAAAAUCUGUACGACUGGAAGAUUCGCGUCAGAAACUACCUGAAAAAGCAGAGAGAUUUGACUCUUGGCCUUGUGUGUUAGGCCGGGAGGCCUUCACCUCUGGAAGACACUACUGGGAAGUAGAGGUGGGAGACAGGACUGACUGGGCAGUUGGGGUGUGCAGGGAGAAUGUGAUAAAGAAAGGGUUUGACCCCCUGACUCCUGAGAAUGGGUUCUGGGCUGUGGAGUUGUAUGGAAAUGGAUACUGGGCUCUCACCCCACUCCGGACCCCUCUCCCAUUAGCAGGAUCCCCUCGUCGGGUUGGUAUUUUCCUGGACUAUGACUCCGGAGACAUCUCCUUCUACAACAUGUCCAACGGCUCUCAUAUCUAUACUUUCCCCGAUGUCUCUUUCUCUGGCCCCCUCAGGCCCUUCUUUUGCCUCUGGUCAUGUGGUAAAAAGCCCUUGACCAUCUGCUCUGUUGCCAAUGGGCCUGAGGAGGUCACAGUCAUUGCUGAUGCCCAAGCCCUCUCUAAGGACAUCCCAUUGUCCCCCACCAGGGAAGAACCUGCCUCUGGGGAUGCAGACACUCUCCACUCCAAACUAAUCCCUCUGCAGUCCAGCCAAAGGGUUGCUUAAGGAGAAUCCCAGCUGACGGCCUGCCUUUGUUCUCACCCUCUCUUCCAUUGCCCUUUGAGACUAUAGUGGCCAGCAUCCCCCC
This is a messenger RNA of Octodon degus (degu), 1740 nucleotides long. RefSeq names its product butyrophilin subfamily 1 member A1. Gene Ontology annotation, cellular component: external side of plasma membrane. The transcript has 8 exons. Gene Ontology annotation, biological process: T cell receptor signaling pathway; regulation of cytokine production. The record is from RefSeq and is a predicted model, not a curated record. Gene Ontology annotation, molecular function: signaling receptor binding. The coding region runs from base 87 to 1658 and encodes 523 amino acids. NCBI's taxonomy places the organism in Eukaryota, Metazoa, Chordata, Mammalia, Rodentia, Octodontidae.